GAUCACAGAAGCACCAGCCUGCAGCACCCUGCUUCUAGAUCAGCUCAGGAGGACUUGCCCCACUUUUCAUCUUUAGUUUGUCAUGAAACUAAAAACAAAAUUUUUUUUGUUGAUGCUGUUGGUGGCAUACACAAAGUGUGCUGUUAUAACUGGGGCGUGCCAGAGGGAUCUGCAGUGUGGAAUUGGGACUUGCUGUGCAAUCAGUCUGUGGUUGCGAGGGCUAAGGAUGUGUACGCCACUGGGGCAAGUAGGAGAAGAGUGUCACCCGUUUAGCCAUAAGGUCCCUUUCUUUGGAAAGAGACUGCACCACACUUGUCCCUGCCUCCCCAGCCUUGUUUGUUCCAAGUUUUUGGAUGGCAGAUUUCGGUGUUCAGUGGAUUUUAAGACAAUGGAUUUAAAGUGAAGGGUGCUCACUGUCCUCUCCUCAUUUCACACAAUAAAAAAAUAACCACAAACAUGUUCAUGCUUUUUGUGACACAAUGAUAAACCAACAGCUUUCAGUAAUUGGGAUUGGUAAAGGAUCUAGAGUUAAAUCUAAUGAAUUGUGUGUUUUAUAGUUCUGAAUCACAUAUUAAAGCCUUGCACAUUAAAAUGCCUCUUUAUCCUGCCCCAUUCAGCAUUUUAAGGUGGUGUAUGCUGUAAGUCAAAUAUUAUAUAUAUUAGUGAGUAUUAAAUCUGCAAGAAUACAUAUAGAA
This is a messenger RNA of Xenopus laevis (African clawed frog), 695 nucleotides long. It is a transcript of the gene prok1.L, whose product is annotated as prokineticin 1 L homeolog. The coding region runs from base 83 to 403 and encodes 106 amino acids. Gene Ontology annotation, biological process: endothelial cell proliferation. Gene Ontology annotation, cellular component: extracellular region. Lineage: Eukaryota; Metazoa; Chordata; Amphibia; Anura; Pipidae. The record is from RefSeq and is a predicted model, not a curated record. The transcript has 3 exons.